Puntigrus tetrazona (Sumatra barb) is the source of this 1860-nucleotide messenger RNA. RefSeq names its product pyruvate dehydrogenase complex component X (gene pdhx). The coding region runs from base 46 to 1506 and encodes 486 amino acids. Gene Ontology annotation, biological process: pyruvate decarboxylation to acetyl-CoA. The transcript has 11 exons. NCBI's taxonomy places the organism in Eukaryota, Metazoa, Chordata, Actinopteri, Cypriniformes, Cyprinidae. Gene Ontology annotation, cellular component: mitochondrion; pyruvate dehydrogenase complex. The record is from RefSeq and is a predicted model, not a curated record. Gene Ontology annotation, molecular function: acyltransferase activity.
AUCAGCGGCGGAGAGAAGAAAGCGCUGUGAGAGAAGGGCACAGCGAUGGCGGCCUCCAUCAGACUCGGGCGGAGGGGCGUCUGCAUCGCUCUGAGAGCCAUAAAACCCAACAAUCUGACCGUUCAGAGCAGACUUAUACCGCAGAGUAAGCGUCCGGGGACAGCGGCCUGGACCGGAAGCGGCUGCAGACAUUUCUUCCUGUCGCCGUCAGUAUGCGGGGUCGCUCCGCUCAAGGUACAGAUGCCGGCUCUCUCUCCCACCAUGGAGGAGGGAAACAUCGUCAAAUGGCUGAAGAAAGAAGGUGAUGAAGUGGCUGUCGGGGACGCUCUCUGUGAGAUAGAGACGGAUAAAGCUGUGGUGAUCAUGGAGUCCAAUGAUGAUGGAGUCCUCGCUAAAAUACUGGUGCGGGAGGGCAGUCGAGGUGUGCGUCUGGGGACGCUCAUAGCACUGAUGGUCAGUGAGGGUGAAGACUGGAAACAGGCGGAGCUUCCAGCGCUGGAGCCUGAGACUCCGCCCAAGGCCGCCGCCCCUCCUCCUCCGACCGCCACACCUUCAGCGCUCAAACAGCUGCGCUUGAGUCCAGCUGCAAGACACAUUCUGGACACUCAUGGUUUGGAUCCUCAUCUGGCGAAAGCUACAGGUCCACGAGGCCUCAUCACUAAAGAAGAUGCUCUGAAGCUGUUGGCUCACAGAGCCGAGGUUCGUCCCGCUCCUCCAGCGCCGCUCACAGUCUCUGCUCCGGCCGUGGCCCCGAGCCCCGUACGCCCCUCAUUCCCUCCGCUGUCUGUUCCCGGGAAACCCGGAGCGCCGGGCACGUUCACUGAGAUCCCGGCUUCCAACGUGAGGAGAGUCAUCGCUCAGAGACUGACGCAGUCCAAGAGCAGCAUUCCUCACGCCUACGCCUCGGUGGACUGUGACCUCGGGCCCGUCAUGAAGCUCCGCAAGCAGCUGGCCACAGAGAACAUCAAGGUUUCGGUCAAUGACUUCAUCAUCAAAGCGGCUGCCGUCUCUCUCAGAGAGAUGCCGGAAGUGAACGUGAUGUGGUCUGGAGACGGCCCGCAGCCUCUGGACUCCAUCCACAUCUCAGUCGCCGUGGCAACGCCCCGGGGCCUCAUCACGCCCAUCAUCAGAGACGCCGCUAACAAAGGGCUGCAGGAGAUCGCUGCCACCGCAAAGGCUCUGGCACAGAAGGCCCGGGACGGGAAGCUCUUACCUGAGGAGUAUCAGGGAGGAUCCUUCAGUAUCUCUAAUCUGGGGAUGUUCGGUAUCAGCGAGUUCAGUGCGGUCAUCAAUCCUCCUCAAGCCUGCAUCUUAGCCGUGGGCAGCACCAGAGCUGAACUGAGCUUGGCCCCCCAGGACCCAGACGGCCCCGUUCUCCGCACUCAGCAGCGAAUGACCGUGACUCUGUCCAGCGACGGACGCCUGGUGGAUGACGAACUCGCCUCACGCUUUCUGGAAAAAUUUCGCACGAACCUAGAGCAGCCUCAGCGCGCGAGUCUGCCGUAGAGAGAGAGGAAGAAUUGCUGGGUGUUGUGGGUGCUACGUGCUAUUUAUUUGUUAAGAUGUACAUAGAUAUGUACAUACGCAAGUGACUCAAGGUCAGAAAAAAACACUUUGAAGUCCUAGGUCAAUUAUGAUUUGCAGCACUUCUGGUGUAAAGGGAAUGAACGUUCUGGAUAUUUUGCGAGUGAGAAUCGUUCAGUGUACUGUGUGAACCUACUGAUAAACACAUGGCAAUGUUAAAGCACCUUUUAUAGCAGACAAUAUCUGUCAACUGAAGUAUCAAACCAUUAAAUCAUGUAAGGACACUAUUUUGGGAUUGCCAAAUAAUCCAAUAAACUCAUGUUCUGUUCUACUGAA